AAUAGAAACAUUAUUCAGUAUUUUUCCUUUUGACAAACCUCGCUUCGAGGUGUGGAGCGCAACAAGAGAGUUAUGCCACUCGUUCAGGUCUUUCGUGAAGGUGGUCCUCUUAUGGUAGGAUCAAACGAAGCUGGCUAGUAUGUCGCACCUCGCGGUGAUGAGCUGUCGUCCAGGAGCAGUGAGGUGGACAGCUCCUGAAAUUCUUUCUGGGAAAGAAUCACUGGCAGCUUUUGCAAUUUCCACUCAGAGCGAUACCUACUCCUUCGGUAGCGUCAUACUUCAAGUUUUGAUGGGAAAGAUUCCUGCUCGUGAAGUCGCAAUCUUGCGUAAAGUGAUCUUUAAGGAGGAAACGCAUCUUUGUUCAGAUGACGAUUGUGUCACCGAUCGAUUAACGGAAUUUUAUAACUUGUUGUCUUAUCGUUCCCAUCGAUCGCUCUGCCGAAGAAGCGCUUAAAUUUGUUGACAGCACACUGAGCUCGCUGCGGUCGAAUAGUG
Suillus subalutaceus is the source of this 495-nucleotide messenger RNA. RefSeq lists its product as uncharacterized. Lineage: Eukaryota; Fungi; Basidiomycota; Agaricomycetes; Boletales; Suillaceae. Gene Ontology annotation, biological process: protein phosphorylation. Bases 140 to 454 code for a protein of 104 amino acids. Gene Ontology annotation, molecular function: protein kinase activity; ATP binding. The record is from RefSeq and is a predicted model, not a curated record. The transcript has 2 exons.